Molecule: messenger RNA, 480 nt
Organism: Carassius auratus (goldfish)
Lineage: Eukaryota; Metazoa; Chordata; Actinopteri; Cypriniformes; Cyprinidae
Product: protein FAM240B-like
Exons: 3
Coding region: 216-431 (71 amino acids)
Source: RefSeq, a predicted model, not a curated record
UUCUGAGUAAUAAAACAAGCAUUGAUUGCAGAAGCUUCCAGCAGCCCGUGAGGAGAGAGAGAGAGAGAGAGAGAGAGAGUGUUGGAAGUGAAUGGGUGCCGCCCAUCCCAACAGAAAACAGCUGAAAGGAGAGGUGCUGAUGAUGACCCUUCAGUCACACGGAGCGUCUGGACGAUGAAGAUCUGAUCUGAAGAUCUUCAGCUCACACACAGGAGAUGAGUUCUGCUCUGGUUCAUGACAAACUCUUCAUCAAGUCCUUCUGGGAGCAGAAGAUCAACACUCACACUCAUAUGAUCGAAGCCGAAGAAGAGAGGAGGAAGAGGAGCGCUCUCUUAAAGCUGCGUGACGAGUGGCUCACAAGGAUGGAGAACCGGACCAAACAUCUGAAGAAUUUCGGAGACAAUCGCGGGGGAAAUCCAACGGCUAACUAACUGUGCGACACACAGAUGAGCCGAGCUCAAUAAACACACGAGUCACUGA